Messenger RNA from Cataglyphis hispanica, 2932 nucleotides. RefSeq names its product large subunit GTPase 1 homolog (gene Ns3). Gene Ontology annotation, cellular component: cytosol. The record is from RefSeq and is a predicted model, not a curated record. NCBI's taxonomy places the organism in Eukaryota, Metazoa, Arthropoda, Insecta, Hymenoptera, Formicidae. Gene Ontology annotation, biological process: ribosomal subunit export from nucleus. Gene Ontology annotation, molecular function: GTP binding; GTPase activity. The coding region runs from base 362 to 2098 and encodes 578 amino acids. The transcript has 4 exons.
CAGAUAAAAUGUCUCCAUGAUAAUUUUUCAUGCAUAUCAUACGAAAAUAAAGAAAAUAAUCAAUAAAUUUAUUUUAGAGAGUAUAUAGAGUGUCCGUUCAUAGAUGCCAAAUAUCUCACAACUGAUUAAAAUUACAAAAAAGUUAAAGACUUUUUCCCUAUUACUGCCACGUGCCAGGUUGAGGUUAUGUUUUUAAAACAAACCAUUUAUAUAUUAUAUCAGCUGUUAUUUCUGCGUGAGAUAAAUAUCAUUAACUGAAAAUUAUGGGUAAAAAAGUAAAGGAGGUAGCAAUUUAGGAAAAUCCUUGAUCAGAGAUCGUUUUGGAUCUAGAAAAAUCAAGAGAGGUGGCAAUGAAUCGUCUAUGCUCCACACCUCAGAGAUCAAUGAUGGUUAUGAUUGGGGUCGACUCAACUUGCAAUCGGUUACAGAGGAGAGCUCAUUUCAAGAUUUCUUGUCGACCGCUGAACUAGCAGGAACCGAAUUCAAUGCGGAGAAGUUAAAUGUUAAAUUCGUGCAUCCUCACAGUCAUGGCUUGCUCUCGAAAGAUGUAAUGAAAACAGUACUAAAAAAGCAAGAAGAAAAUAAAGAUUCCAUCAAGAUACCAAGAAGGCCGAAAUGGGACAGUUCUAUAAGCACCCACGAAUUACAGACACGCGAAAAAGAGGCGUUCCUGGAGUGGCGACGUCAUUUAGCUAUGUUGCAAGAAGAGGAAGGUUUAAUGUUGACACCUUACGAGAAAAAUUUAGAAUUUUGGCGUCAAUUGUGGCGGGUAGUAGAACGCAGCGAUGUGGUUGUACAAAUUGUAGACGCGCGUAAUCCGCUUCUUUUUCGCUGUGAGGACUUGGAGCGUUACGUUAAGGAGAUUGAUCCUAACAAAUUAAAUAUGAUUCUCCUUAAUAAAGCAGAUUUCUUAACAGAUGUGCAAAGACAGGCAUGGGCAAAAUAUUUUACAGACCUAAAUAUACGGGUAGCAUUCUUUUCCGCUACAUUAGCAGCGGAGAGACAGGUGAUUCAAGAAGAGGACGAAGAUGAAGCGAGAUCGACUGAUAAGGAUGACCACAAACAUUCAGGUAACGAGAAUAAGAACAGUGGAGAUGAAUUGGCGAAGUCGGAAUUCUCGUCGGAAUCAGAGUACGAAAGCGCGGAGCAUGGCGACGUUGGCAAGUCCACUGUAUCUGAUGAAAUAGAAGCCGAUAAUAGCGAGCAACAAAUGGAAGCUCAGCAACGUAGCGAAUUGGAGAAUUUAAAAAUUUUCGCGACAGGUUCCGAAAUGAAGAAAAUAAUCAAUUCGCCAAAAUUAUUAAACAGAGACGAUCUUAUAAAAUUAUUUAAAACAAUUUACAACGAUAAUAAAACGUAUACGACCGGAGUGACAACAAUCGGCUUGGUCGGGUAUCCAAACGUCGGCAAGAGUUCCACCAUCAAUGCCCUGCUCAUGGAUAAAAAAGUCUCUGUAUCGGCCACGCCGGGCAAGACCAAGCAUUUUCAAACAUUGUAUUUGGACAAGGAUUUGUUGUUGUGCGAUUGUCCGGGCUUGGUGAUGCCGAGUUUUGUUUGCACGAAAGCAGAUAUGAUACUAAACGGUAUACUGCCGAUCGAUCAGAUGCGAGAUCAUGUACCGGCGAUUACGUUACUGGCCACGUUGGUACCCAAGCACGUUCUGGAGGAUCUGUAUGGCUUCAUGUUGUCUGUUCCAACAGAAGGAGAGGAUCGCGCACCGACUGCGGAGGAGCUUUUAAACGCACACGGUUACAACAGAGGUUUCAUGACGCAGAACGGUCAACCAGAUAAUCCACGCUCAGCGAGAUACCUUUUGAAGGAUUUCGUUAACGGCAAAUUGUUGUAUUGUGUCGCACCGCCGACAUUCGAACAGGAGUGUUUUCACGCAUUCCCGCCACGACGCCGGAAUUUGUCCGCCAACAGGCAUAUACCGUCCCGAACAGCUCGCGUAAAUCAAGGAUGUGGAGUAACGGUCAAUAACUUGGACCGAAAGUUUUUCCGAAAGGACGCACAUGUGAAGGGACGCCGUGGACCUGUACUACAACACUCUAUAACGCACACGACAGCCCGUAAGGACAAUGGUAUGGUCGCACAAUGAGAGCUGGAUGGUAACAGGGGAUCAUGCAGGCUACGUGAAAUAUUGGCAGAGUAACAUGAACAACGUCAAGAUGUUUCAAGCGCACAAAGAAGCGAUUAGAGUCUCAUAUACCAUCCACCACACUAGUCCUUACGUCUCUCAUAAAUUGGUACGUCACGUGAACUGUAUUCACCGUACUUAGACAUCAAUGGUGAUUUAUUGUCAGUGUAUAAAAUUUAUGUCGCGUCGAAAGCCAUCGUUCGGAUAAUAAUCGCGAAUUCUUGUAUUCGCAUGUGUGAAAAAACUAUAUAUAUAAAUAUGGAUUAUAUAUAUAUACAUGUAUAUUUUUACGAUUCGCCCAGAAAAAGCGUGAUAACGAUCAGACGACCUACGCUGGGCCGAUUGCACUCAAUACGAUUUGUUGAAGUGAAUCUCCUUCCCCCUCGGGAAAGAGAUAAACGAAUUGCCAGUUUCGAUUUUAAUUAUUCCGGAUUUAGUCGAUCCGGAUUGACUGUGCGGUGCGAAUCUGCCAUGUAUGAACAGCCUUCUUCGAAAUAGACGAAAAAUUGUAAUAUAAUAUGCAUUAGAGGGAUCGAAUGGAACACACGAAUAGAUUAUUCCGAUAGAAACUGUUCACAAGCUGCCUUGCGAGGGAAAUUUCUGUUCCGCGUUUGUGCAACUCUGAAAAAAUGCAUGCCAAUCGCGUGAUCCCGGUAGAAGUACGAAUGAAUACGAUUCCGCGUCCUUUUGUUUGUCCGAGGAAUGUGAGAGAAAGAGAGAGAAAGAGAGAGAGAGAGAAAGAGAGAAUGUCGGAACAGUCUAUCUAUUAUUAAUAAAAAGAAAUAACAUACAACA